AUGUCAACUUCACCAUCACAUUCAUCACCAACAUCAACUUCACCAGCACACACAGCACCAAAUUCAGAAAAUGAACCAAGCAAUGAACAAACUAAAUUAAAGUGUGAAGAAUUACUUCAAAUACCAGACUCAAUUAUGUCUGUAGAUGCAUCAACAUUAAUGAAAGAUUACAUUUCUGCAAGUGGUUCACCUCAUGAUGUUAUUAGAUUUUUAUCAGAAAGUUAUAGAGGAUAUGCACAAAUGUGUAAUUUAAUUUGUUAUUGGUCAAAAAUAGCAGGUAUACCCGAAGAACAAACUCAAACACAAUUUGCAAAUCAUUUAAAAGAAGUCAUUAUUAAUAAAUUUGACCCAAAAGUUGCAGAUGAAAUUUUUACAUCAUAUACAACAAUGCCAACAUGGUUAGAUGAAAUGAUAAGUGAUUCAAGAUGGAGAUCGUUAAUUUAUUUAUUAUCAGAAGAACAUAAAAACUCUUUAAUGUUAAAUUUUAUUAUUCAAAGAAUUUCAGAUGCAGGUUACCAAAACGAAAUUGCAUCAUUAAGUACAGCUUCAACAUAUUAUAGUGUUUUUAAUAAAGUAUUAUUUGACUCACUGGCUCAACUAAUAACAUUGGAUGAGAUAUCAUUCCGUCAAGCAUUGGAUGAUUUUAAAAAAGCAUGCUGCUCACAUCAACACACCUAUUUAUAUGCACAAGCUACAAUUCAAAACUUAAUUAAAAAUAAUCCAAAUGCAUAUAACCUAAAAAGAAUUUCACAGGAAUUAGAAUUAGAAGCCAUUAAAAAGAAUAAAAUCGCCCAAAAAAUUUCAUUAAUGAUGUCAGAUAUUUCACAAUACCCAUUAAUUGCGUCAAGUAUUUCAUCACUAUUAAUGUCAAAUACAACAACUACUGGUGAUAUAAUUAAACUCUAUAAUGAAUAUACAAAACCAAAUCCACCACCAGUAGAUUUUCUUAGAUAUCCAAAUUUAUUGGAAUUAUUAUUGAACGAUUUAUUUUGUCCAGGUAAAAACAUUCAAUCUCAACACAAAAGCAAAUGGAUUCAUUUAAUAACCUAUAGUAUCUGUGUAAAUAAUCAAGGUAAAAAAGAUAGCAGCUUUAAUGAUAUUGUACGUGCCAUUGAAGUAGUUCAUUCAAUCUGCCAAUCAAACCCUUUAGGUUCUGAAUUACAAAGCGCCGUCCCACUUUUAAAAGAACAUUUAGAUUUACCUAUUAUCUCGAUGGGUAUUAUGCAAUGGAUUAAACAUAACUUGACUGAUACAACCAAUCUUUCAAGCUACAAUACAUUAUGUGUACCAAUUUAUUUAGAUUUUUUAAGAGACAUUGUUAUUAGACACCCAUUACAUAGAUCAGUUGUAUUAAAUAUUUUAGCCUCGCAUUUUGAAGUAGAAGCACAAGAUUUAGAAUCAUUAGCAAUUUUAGAAAUGAGAAAAAAUGUUAUCGAUAAUAUAGUUUAUUUAUUUAGUUGCGGAUAUGUUAUACCUGUAUUAGAUACCAUCGAGCAAUGGGCACCAAAGAUUGACCCCUCUCUAACUCGUUAUUUUAUCAAUCAAGUUUUAGAUAUAAUCGAACCACCUUACUCCACAACAUUUAUGGACAAAAUGAAAUCCAUUAUUAAAAUUAUCAAUCCAUCAGGUGAAAGCACAAAACUAGAACCUAUAACUCAAAGUUUUUUAGAUCAAUGUAAAAAUCAAUUAAUAGAAAAUAAUAAUCUCAAUAACGGUAAUAAAAAUAAUAAUAGUAAUAAUGGUAAUGGUAAUAGUUCAAAUGAAGAAUAA
Molecule: messenger RNA, 1770 nt
Organism: Dictyostelium purpureum
Lineage: Eukaryota; Evosea; Eumycetozoa; Dictyosteliales; Dictyosteliaceae
Product: TH1 family protein
Exons: 5
Coding region: 1-1770 (589 amino acids)
Biological process (GO): negative regulation of transcription elongation by RNA polymerase II
Cellular component (GO): nucleus; NELF complex
Molecular function (GO): RNA binding
Source: RefSeq, a predicted model, not a curated record